UUGCAGUUCCUGGAGGUAAAACUGGGCCUAAGGCCUCAACAGGUGAAAAGUAAGCUAGAUGAGGAAGAGGAGCGGAGGAAAAGGUGCUGGGAAAAGAACAAAGUGGUGGCAGCCCAAUGCUGGAACAAGGAGAGGAUGGAGCUUCUGCAGCGUGAAUCUGAGUGGCUGGAGCUCAUGAAUGUGGAGCUGAAAACUCAAAUGGAGGAGCUGAAGCAGGAAAGGCAGCAGCUCAUCCUGAUGCUCAACCAGCAUCACCCCACCUGCAUCAUCAGUACCGACAGCAUUGAGACCCCUGACUCAGAAGGAAACCCACUCCUGGAGCAGUUGGAGAAGAAGUGGCCAUGGGCUGGGAGGAGGACGAGAAGGAGGAGGAGAUGA
Messenger RNA from Pipistrellus kuhlii (Kuhl's pipistrelle), 378 nucleotides. RefSeq names its product jun dimerization protein 2-like. Gene Ontology annotation, molecular function: RNA polymerase II cis-regulatory region sequence-specific DNA binding; DNA-binding transcription factor activity, RNA polymerase II-specific. Lineage: Eukaryota; Metazoa; Chordata; Mammalia; Chiroptera; Vespertilionidae. The annotation marks the transcript as partial. Gene Ontology annotation, cellular component: nucleus. Gene Ontology annotation, biological process: regulation of transcription by RNA polymerase II. The transcript has a single exon. The record is from RefSeq and is a predicted model, not a curated record.